AUGGCGGCUGCAAACGAAGAAGGACCCGAGCUCGUCAUCCGUGAAGACAAUCAGUCGUGUAUCAAGAUGACGAAGAACCCAGUCAACCACGGCCGUGCCAAGCACAUUGAUAUCAAGUACCAUCACAUCCGUGAUGAGGUCAAGCGCGGUGAAGUGAAGCUCAAGUACUGUGAAACUGCGGUGAUGUUAGCGGACAUCAUGACGAAGGGACUUCACGGGCCACGCCACAAGGAGAUGACGGCGACUCUCGGGAUUCGUGAGCAUUCGGAUUGA
Messenger RNA from Peronospora matthiolae, 273 nucleotides. The record is from the annotation of a GenBank genome assembly. NCBI's taxonomy places the organism in Eukaryota, Oomycota, Peronosporomycetes, Peronosporales, Peronosporaceae.